Messenger RNA from Rhopalosiphum maidis (corn leaf aphid), 1280 nucleotides. RefSeq names its product peroxisome assembly protein 12 (gene Pex12). Bases 296 to 1243 code for a protein of 315 amino acids. Gene Ontology annotation, molecular function: protein binding; zinc ion binding; ubiquitin-protein transferase activity. Gene Ontology annotation, biological process: protein monoubiquitination; protein import into peroxisome matrix. The transcript is spliced from 7 exons. NCBI's taxonomy places the organism in Eukaryota, Metazoa, Arthropoda, Insecta, Hemiptera, Aphididae. The record is from RefSeq and is a predicted model, not a curated record. Gene Ontology annotation, cellular component: peroxisomal importomer complex; peroxisomal membrane.
UGUAUAAGUCUUGUACUUUAAAUAUUAACUUUUGAGUAGAAUAAAACUUCGAUUAUAAUAAUUGAAAACACAUUGUGACCUUAGUGAACUGUAAUCCGUUUGUAAAUUAGUGAAUUGAUUAUUUUAACUUUUGAAUUUCUGGUAUAGGUUGUAUAUUUAAACUCAUAAGACUAAUUAUUUUGUAAAACAAUGAUAUUUUAUAUGAUACUUAGAUACUUUAAACAUUUAUCACUAUAAUGUUUGAUUAAUUAACAAAGUUUUUUGAUAAAAUAUUCAGUAUCAAAAUUGAUUUCUAAUGGCUGAAAAAGCAGCUCACCAUACAACAACUAUUAUAAAUCGUCCGUCAAUUUUUGAAGUAAUUGCACAAGAAAAUCUAUCUUCAACAAUUUAUCCAGCAUUAAAAAAAAUUUUUUAUUAUAUUACUUUAAAAGAUCCUGAACAAUUAAAAUGGUUAAAUCAAUACUUUGAUGAAAUAUUUCUUUCACUUAAUACUGUUUGUCAGUAUUUGUAUUUGAAGAAAUAUGGAGGAACAUUUUCUGAAAACUUUUAUGACUUGACUAGAGUUUCUAGUUCGACUAAUUCUAAACCUUCUAAUAAUCAAUUGUACUUGGGCUUAGCUUUAGUAGUGUGUAUACCUUAUCUACGAAACAAAUAUGAUAUGUAUAUCGAUCAAUUACAAAUUAAGUAUAAACUACAGCUAAAAGAAAAAGUAUUUAUAACAUUAAAUAAAAUUAUUCAUACAUGUUGGGAAGCAUUAUGUUUAUUAUAUUAUAUAAGAUAUAUAAAUGGAUCUAGUCAAUCACAUUCACCUUUAUUAGCUGUGGCAGGAAUGGUAUUAACUUAUAAAAAUAUUGAAUCUUCGAAUAAUGAACCACUUGCUCAAUUAAGCAUUAAAGAAUCUAUUAAGAAUUAUUUAUUGUAUGGAUUAUCUCAUUCGUUGGAAUUAGGUGCAUUUUUUAUGCAGUUUUUAAAUUGGUGGCACUCUGAAAAUUUGCAAUCAAAAUUUAUUGCCUACCCAAUUCCUAAUCCUCCAAAGGAAAAUGACAAAUAUAUUUCACUCAAAAACACUAAUAAGUGUCCCAUAUGUAUAAAUGAAAGGAAAAUGCCAACUGCACUUACUGUAUCAGGGUUUGUAUUCUGUUACAAGUGUUUACAUAAGUCGCUUAUGGGAGAAUCUAGAUGUCCAGUUACUAAAUUACCAGCAACAAUACAAGAUAUGAUUAGAAUUUAUUCAGAUAAUUAAUUAUUAUAUAAUAAUUAUGUAUUGUAAUUGGUUUAUU